UUUGGCAUUAUAAGUAUUUAAGGUUAUAAACUUGCGAACAGUUUUAAACAUGAAUGAUAAUUUAUAAUACAAUCUUUACCUUUAGUUUAUCAAAACAAGUUAUAAAUUAAGAUUUAUAAUAUGAAAUGAUUCUGAUACAUACCUACACUUUGUUGUAAAUUCGAGGGCAAUUUCCCUCAUUUUUCACGAAGAAACAAAUCAUUUUCGUUACAAAAUGACAAUUAAUACAUUGUUUCAAUUUUCACGUUCAUUAUUUCGUUAUCAAGGACUUAGAUAUUCUCACAUAAAAGUGUAUAAUAAUUGUAGAUAUUUACAUAAAAGUUCAAGUUUGGCUGCGAAAAUGUUUAUGGAACAUGAAAAUAGUUAUGCUUAUAAUGUAAUGGAAAAUAAGGGAUAUGCGAUGAAGCUAAGUAGUAAACAAGAGCAGGUAGAUAUAUCUAAUUAUUCUCUGGAGCAAUUGUUAUCAGAUAAUUGGUCAAAGAAACCACCGCAAAUUCUUUUUCAAACAUUUUCUAUUCUUGGUAAAUUAUGCACUAAGCAUAACAAAUGCAUAUCUGAUAAAAUCUUUGAUGAUUUUAUUGAUAAUUUAACAGAUAACUUGUCAAAGGCAACUGAUACUGAGCUAAAAUUAGUAUUUUUUUCUUUGUUACAAUGGCCUGUAACAGAAUCUAUAAAAACAAGAAAUUUCAUAGAAGUUUGGGCAGCACUUGACGAUGAAUGUCUUAAAAGAUUAAGAGACUGGUCAUAUGAUGAAAUGUUUGAGUUCAUCACCUUAUUCUACAUGCUUAAUGCUAAUAGAGCAAGUGAUUAUUCAUAUCGAUGUUUGUUGAAAUUAGCUUCAAAAGCAAAGCAUUUAUCAGCUUCACAACUUGUAAGAACAAUGUUCUUUAUUGGAAUACAAAGGAAAUCACCAAAAGAUGUACAUAAUUUAGAAAUCUUUAUCAAUGAACGCUUUGAUGAAUUUUCUAUUGAUGAACUUGCAAUAAUAUCAAUGGGAUUUUUCAAAAGUAAAACUCCAAUAAGAAAUAUGGAUAUACUAGUGAAAAUAAUGGAUAAGAUCACAGACAACUCUACCCAAAUACAUGAAAUUUCACUUGCUGCUUUAUUGAAAAUAAUUAGAUAUUCAAUGAAGUUUAGAACUGGGAAUAAAAUAUAUUUGUUAUUAGAUAAAUUACAAGCAGAAGUACCUAGGUUAUCAAUAAUGUGCAAUGUUCAUGUGGGGUUGUUAGGAACAUCCACAUUAACCUUACAUGAAGGAUGUUUAAAAGCUAUCUCAAAUAGAGUGGCUAAUGCAAUUGCUGAAAGUAGACUAAAAGAUCUAGAAAGAUUAGCAUUGACUUUUGGCACAUUUAAUUAUAUUCCACAGUCAGAAGAUUUUCUACAUAAUGUAAUUGCAGAAUUGAAAAAACCAGAAAGAGAGAUUGAGCGUAAUACAUAUGGUAGAUCAUUUGCAUGUUGUAUAGCCUAUCUUGGCCUAUUAGGAAUACAUCCUGAAGAACUCAUAAAGCUUGUAUUUGACCCGGUGUUUUUGCAAAAAACAUAUGGUAAACACAUUAUAACCUAUGGAAGAGAAAUUUUAACACUACACAAUAGGGUUAAAAUAUUUUGCAAAGACUCUAACAUUAAACUUCUCACUGAUAAAGAAGCAAUAAUACUUGCUAAAAAAUACACAGAUUAUGUACCUGAUGAAAAUUAUAAAAAACAGUACAAUAUUUCUGAAAGAAUGUUCUUAGAUGUUUUAAGUAUCUUAAAAGGAGAUAGAGGAGAUGAUUUUGUUACUGGUGGUCACAUUUUGACACACCAUCAAAGAGGAGAUAUUAUUUUAUGCAAUGAUCAUAAUGGUUGUGCAGUACCAGUGGGAAAUACUUUUGAUAACAAACAUUUUGGGCUGCUAAAAACUCCUCCAGAUUAUAAUACUUGGAUUGUUUUAAUAAUUGGUGGAAGAAAUGCAUUAAUUCAUAACAGCAAAACACCAAGUGGCAUAUUCAAUAGCAAAAUAAAAGAACUUAAUGCUUUAGGAUACUGUGCAGAAUUGGUAUUAUGGGAAGAAUUAUCUAAUCGUGAAACCAAAGAAGAGAAAUUAGAAUAUUUGAAAUGUUUAAUUGAUAAUGCUAUUAAGAAUAAAUAAACAUUUAGUACAGAUGUACCGCCUGUAUAAUGUAAAUAUAUUUUCGACAAGUAAAUUAUAAUAACUGUUUUUACCUAAUGCCUACAAGUACCCCAUAUUUAUCUGCACACUUUCACCAAAAAAAAUAUUGAGUGUUAUUCUCAGCCCCAGCAGCCUAUAUUUCAGAUUUCUGAAACAUGCUUGGCAAUUUUACUAUUAUAUAGCAAAUAUAUUUUUAUAACACAG
Molecule: messenger RNA, 2353 nt
Organism: Papilio polytes (common Mormon)
Lineage: Eukaryota; Metazoa; Arthropoda; Insecta; Lepidoptera; Papilionidae
Exons: 3
Coding region: 215-2128 (637 amino acids)
Source: RefSeq, a predicted model, not a curated record